This is a messenger RNA of Medicago truncatula (barrel medic), 4025 nucleotides long. Its product is annotated as disease resistance protein RPV1. Lineage: Eukaryota; Viridiplantae; Streptophyta; Magnoliopsida; Fabales; Fabaceae. Gene Ontology annotation, biological process: signal transduction; defense response. Gene Ontology annotation, molecular function: ADP binding. Bases 203 to 3760 code for a protein of 1185 amino acids. The transcript has 6 exons. The record is from RefSeq and is a predicted model, not a curated record.
CUUUCAAUCUUUAAAAAAAAAAAAAAACCUUUCUGCUUUCAAAGCAAAUACUAUUCAAUACUUUGAAGAAUUCUGUAGCCUUAAGCUAAAGUAUUGUUGGGUUCGUGGUGCCACAAAGCAAGGACUUUAUCUAUUCCAUUUCAAGUAAUUGAGGAGGAGUGUGUAUCUUCCACAACCAAAGCAUAAACAUUCAAAGAAGGCUAUGGCUUCUUCUUCAUCAUCUUCUCCUCACAAAAAACACGAUGUUUUUAUCAGUUUUAGAGGGGAAGACACUCGCGCCAAUUUUACAAGCUUUCUUCAUGCGGCUUUGUGUAAAAACCACAUCGAAACCUACAUAGACUAUAGGAUCAAAAAAGGAGAAGAGGUUUGGGAAGAACUUGAAAAAGCAAUUAAAGCAUCCGCUUUAUUUUUGGUUGUGUUCUCAGAAAACUAUGCAUCUUCAACAUGGUGUUUGAAUGAACUCGUUGAAAUAAUGAAGUGCAAAAAAAAUGACGAAGACAACGUUGUUGUUAUUCCUGUGUUCUACCGUAUAGAACCUUCACACGUCCGAAAGCAUACAGGAAGUUACCAAACGGCGUUGGCGAAACAAAAGAAACAAGGCAAAGAUAUGAUUCAAAGGUGGAAGAAUGCUCUCUUUGAAGUAGCUAAUUUAUCUGGCUUCGAUUCAAGUACAUAUAGGACUGAAAAUGACUUGAUUGAAGACAUCAUCAAAGUAGUUUCCCAAAAUCUGAAUCAAAAGUAUACCAAUGAACUUAGAUGUUUGUUCAUACCAGAUGAAAACUAUUCAAGCAUUGAAUCAUUAUUAAAAAAUGAUUCAAGCGAAGUUAGAACUAUUGGAAUUUGGGGCAUGGGAGGUAUAGGAAAGACAACCCUUGCUGCUACCAUAUUUCAGAAGGUAUCUUCCAUAUAUGAAGGUAGUUGCUUCCUAGAAAAUGUCACAGAAGAAUCAAAGAGACAUGGGCUCAGUUACACAUACAACAGACUUUUUUCUAAGUUACUAGGGGAAGAUCAUGGUAUUGACACUACCAAAGUAAUAUCAUCUAUUGUUAUGAAAAGACUCAAACGCAUGAAAGCUUUCAUUGUACUAGAUGAUGUUCGUACUUUAGAACUUCUAGAAAAUUUGAUUGGAGUAGGGCACGAUUGCCUUGGAGCUGGUAGCAGAGUCAUUGUGACAACCAGAGAUAAGCAUGUGUUAACAGGAGGAGGAAUUGACGAAAUUCAUCAAGUUAAGGAAAUGAACUCUCAAAACUCCAUGAGGUUGUUCAGCUUGAAUGCCUUCAAAAAAAUCCUUCCCAAUGAAGGAUAUGAGCAGAUAUCAAACAAUGUAGUUUCUUAUGCAAAAGGAAACCCUUUGGCUUUGAAAGUUCUGGGUUCAUUUCUUCGUACAAAAAGUAAAAGAGAAUGGGAUAGUGCUAUAAAUAAACUGAAGGAAAUUCCCAAUGCUGAAAUUCAAAAGGUGUUGAGAUUAAGCUAUGAUGAAUUAGAUGAUACAGAGAAAAAUAUAUUUCUAGACAUUGCAUGUUUUUUCAAAGGAUGUGGAAGCAGCAGCAGUGUAACAAAAAUAUUAAAUGCCUGUGGUUUCUUUGCAGAUAUUGGGAUAAGAAACCUUUUUGACAAGGCUCUUGUAACUAUUACUUCAAACAAUCACAUACAGAUGCAUGAUUUGAUACAAGAAAUGGGUAGGGAAAUUGUUCGUGAAGAAUCUAUCAAAAACCCUGGAGAACGCAGUAGAUUGUGGAAUGCUGGUGAAAUUUGUGAUGUGUUGACAAACAAUAAUGGGACCAGUGCAGUUGAAAGCAUAUGCUUAUAUAUGGAUCAAACCAUCUGCAUAAAUUUGAGCUCUAAUGCAUUCACAAAGAUGCCAAACCUAAGAUUACUUGCUUUCGAAGGCCAUAAUUAUGUGCAUCUUCCAGGGGGGCUUGAUUUUUUGCCUAACAACUUGAGAAGUUUUGGAUGGAGUGCAUAUCCAUUAAAUUCUCUACCAUCAAAUUUUUCUCCUUGGAAUCUUGUUGAACUUAGCCUUCCAUAUAGCAACUUGGAAAAACUUUGGAACGGAGCACAGAAUUUGCCGAGUUUAGAGAGAAUUGACCUUGGUAAGUCUACACGCUUAAUAGAGUGUCCAAAUUUUUCAAAUGCCCCAAAUCUUAAGCAUAUAAAUCUUGAAAAAUGUGAAAGCAUGUCUCAUGUUGACCCAUCUAUUUUCAAUCUCCCAAAUCUUGAAGAGUUAGAUGUGAGUGGAUGUAAGUCACUUAAGAGCCUCUACAACAGCACUCGUUCACAAUCUUUCAAGAGACUUUUUGCAUAUAAAUGUUACAAUCUCCAAGAGUUCAUAUCAAUGCCCCAAAACACUAAUGAUCCUUCCACAACCACAACUGGGUUGACAUCAUCAACUUUGCACAUCAGAAAUUUUGAAGUAGUAUUUUCUGUUCACAUCUCUGAGAGUCUUCUGGAUCUUCCUGAAAACUUUGCAAACUAUAUCGUACUUUCUCACCCAAAGAUGAAUAAGCAACACACUUUAACCACCUUGCAUAAAGUACUCCCUAGCCCUUGCUUUAGGUAUGUUAGACGUUUAAUUUUCAAUGCGUGUCACAAUUUAUCUGAAAUCCCAGACAGCAUCUCCUUGCUAUCAUCAUUGGAGUUUUUAAGACUAUUUGCCUGUCCUGUCAUAAGCUUACCUGAAAGCAUUAAUUGUCUUCCAAGACUCAAGUUUCUUGAAGUUGGUUACUGUGAAAUGCUUCAAUCUAUACCUUCUCUUCCACAAUCAAUUCAGUGGUUCUAUGUUUGGGACUGUGAAUCUCUUCAGAAUGUGUUGAAUUCAACAAAUGAACAAACCAAAAAACACCAAAAUAAGUGUACUGUUCUCCUCCCUAACUGCCUAGAAUUGGAUCAACAUUCAUUUGUUUCCGUUUUGAAAGAUGCCAUUGUAAGGAUUGAACUUGGAGCAAAACCAAUACUACCCGAAGAUGUAUUAGAAAACAAUGAAGAAGCAUCUUCAGAUGAUGAUAAUGAUGAUGUUGAUGAUGUUGAUGAUAGAUAUAUUUAUGACAAUUUAAUAGAAGGUAAGAUUUUCUACAUGUUACCAGCUGGUAAUUUUAAAAUUGGAGACUGGUCCCCUUACCAUUCUACACAAAAUUGUGUGACUAUUGAUCUUCCCCGUAGUGAUAAUUUGGGUAUCAUUUUCUACUUGGUUCUUUAUCAAGCUCAACCAUAUCGCAUUGAAGAUGGUGGAAGUUUUGGAUGUGAAUGCUACUUAGAAACCACUUCCGGUGAAUGUAUUAGUAUAAAGAGUUUCUUUGUAGAUGAAAGAGUGUUGGCUCAUUCUCGUACUUCAUUUAACAUGAUGUCGGAUCAUUUGUUUUUAUGGUACGACACACAAUGUUGCGAGCAAGUAAUGGAAGCUAUCAAAGAAAUAAAAGCCAAUGCCAUGAGUGCCAUUCACAAUUCAAAGCUUACAUUUAAAUUCUUGGCUCGUACUGAAAAAAAUAUGGAAACAGCGAUAAAAGAGUGUGGUUUUCGAUGGAUAUAUUCCUCAGAAGGUCAAGUUGUCGAGGAAGAAGGAUGUGAAUCUGAGACAAAUAAGGAAACUCACACAGUGGACGGUUCUGAAUCUGAUGAGCAAGAAGAAACAGUUCCAGCAGCAAUGAAUUUUCAGCAAAGUGUCUAUGGAACUCCCAAUCUGGAAGCAGUAGAAACAAAAGACUUAAGGGGUGUGCUUGAAGAACUCUUGCAUAUUGGAUUUGGCGGAGAACUCAUGUCAUAAAAUUCUGUUGCAGCUUAUGUAAAGUCAUGCAGACAAUAAUUGAACCGAUUGAACUAGUUGAAUCAUGACUUAGAUGUCUCACCGGUUCAAUCUCUAGUCAGUUUUUCUUUUUAUAAUAUUAUAAGCAAUUGUUAGGCUCGUUAGGAGCUUAUGUCAUCUCUUUAAGUUGGUUUCAGCUUAUGUUCUUAAGCUCUCUAUAAUAGCUCAUGAAAAGAAAAUUUUAUAAAAACAUUUAAAGGCUUAUGUGAAAAUACUUUGACUUUAA